This is a messenger RNA of Synchytrium microbalum, 1818 nucleotides long. RefSeq lists its product as uncharacterized. The record is from RefSeq and is a predicted model, not a curated record. The coding region runs from base 1 to 1818 and encodes 605 amino acids. Gene Ontology annotation, biological process: regulation of cell cycle. NCBI's taxonomy places the organism in Eukaryota, Fungi, Chytridiomycota, Chytridiomycetes, Synchytriales, Synchytriaceae. The transcript has 7 exons.
AUGGAAGAGCCGACACUGACAAACAAUCAUGGCAUCAUCAAUGGAGAGCUUAUACUUCCUUCUACGUCACCAGAUAGUCCAGGACCAAGUAUUCUGAAGGGCUUAUCCUCGAAACAAAAACUCAAUAUCGCAAAGAGACAGGCAUCAGCAGUCUCCUUCCUAUCAUCUAUAUCACUAGGCGUACCAGAUCCCAUACCACCACCUGAUAUAGAAAACAGUCUGAUAAGUGGUUAUCCACCAUUAACUCCUCGUCCUCAACUAUCGCAUUCCAUCACCCAAUAUUCAGCCAAUGCGCUCCUGCAGGGCACAAAGAGACGGCCAAGCACUGUAUCGUAUACAGACGUGAGGGCUGCUGGACUGGGUCUAGAUGAUGGUGAUGUGAUACUCAACAGCAAUACUGCAGCAAAUGCAAGUUGCAGUGUGCCCUCACAGAUAUCGGGAAUGAUACCACGUCAUGAAUCGUCUGGAAGUAAUUCAGACCCGGCUAAUGAGAGUGGACUGCCUGCCUUGUUUAGUACACCUGCUAAUAGCUCACCGAGAGGAACUCCACGCAGCAUGUUACGAAACACGACAAAUAAUGACAUCAACCCGCUUACGCUUGACUUGCCAAUGGAACAUGCGUCGUCACCAACAACGAGGAAACAACGUAGGAAUCAGCAGCAGCAGCAACAACAGCAGCAAGCUGCUCAAAACCGACAGGAUGAUACAUCGCCACGCCACGUACUCCGUCCAGCCGAUCUUUUAACUGGUGGUGCAAACAGUAAUGAUAUUGCAGGAAGAUUCGGAUUCGUCGAAUCGCCUAAUGGCGAUCCGUUUAUCAAUACCCUGCCAAGAAGUAUCUCGAAUCAUAACAAUUUACGUGCUAGUAGUAAUACAAACAAUGCGGGGCCCACGCCGCUAGGAACCUAUUAUAGUAGUCGGGAUCUUGUUGCUGAUUCGAAUGGUGGUGGGAGCUCACAGUUGGGACAUCGAAGGAGUAGUGGGAGUAUUAAUUCUGUGUCGGGGCGGCAGCAGGAGACGCAAAUUGGAGCAGUUACCAAGUUCUUUGGGAAGAAGAAGGAUAAAAAGAAUAAGAAGAGAGAUCGUGUCAAGAGUAUUGGUGAUCGAGUCAUGGACAAGAUUGGAAUUGGGUUGAGUAUGGACAAACGGAAAAAGGCAGAAUCGUUCGCUAUAAAUCUAGAGUCGGCAGGAUCGUUACAAUCCGAACCAGAUCAAAGUAUGGUACCGUAUGAUCCGUUCUUUUUCGAAGAUCCAGAGAUUGUGCCGCCUGAUUUGGAUCAUCUUACGAAUGCUACAAAGGCCUACUUUAUGGGCUCUCUGGUAGAUAAGCGUGCAGAGAAUGUAAAACGAGAAAUGAAUGAACAUUUCAGGGAAGCUCAUCCUGAAAUCGAUCAAUCUUUGACCCUCAGUCAAGUACGAAACUUGAAACGAGUCAUGUUGGAUGUUGGGCGAAUGCAAGAUAUGGAAGUAUCUAGUGUUGCUUGUGCUUAUGUGUAUUUGGAGAAGCUCAUUUUGAAGAACCACGUCAGCAAACUGAAUCGUAAACUGAUUGCAGCAUGCUGUCUACUAUUAGCAGCCAAAGUCAAUGAUCCCAAAGAGUUUGAUUAUGCUGAAUUGCUGGAAGCUGUUGACAAGGAAAUGGAUAUAUCACCACGAGAAGUUUAUGCACAUGAGUUUCAAGUGUAUGCAGCUCUGGAAUUCAAUUUGUUUUUGCCUGCUUGGGAGAUAUAUCCCCACAUGCAGAGGAUUUUGCAGUUGAUGGAAAUGGGAAUUGAUGAGUAUCUGCAUGGGCGCAAGUUUUUCCUUGGUAACUCUUAA